This is a messenger RNA of Equus quagga, 2361 nucleotides long. RefSeq names its product G protein-coupled receptor 137 (gene GPR137). Gene Ontology annotation, biological process: positive regulation of TORC1 signaling; regulation of autophagy; negative regulation of bone resorption. The transcript is spliced from 7 exons. NCBI's taxonomy places the organism in Eukaryota, Metazoa, Chordata, Mammalia, Perissodactyla, Equidae. Gene Ontology annotation, cellular component: lysosomal membrane. The coding region runs from base 1002 to 2276 and encodes 424 amino acids. The record is from RefSeq and is a predicted model, not a curated record.
UUUCCUUCAGGGACCGGGUGAGGGGAAGUCGUUGCCGCCCCCAGCCGGGAGGCGCGAACUCGGUUUGAGGAUGAGGAAGAGCAGCAUGGGGACUGGCGGCCCCCGAGACCAGCACGGGCCGCUGGCCCCGGGCACGGCCCACCCGGGCGCCCGCCGGAUGUGGCGCGGCCCCAGCGUCCCGGCCGCCCGCCGCCUCUCGUAACCCCGGGCGCCCGCCGGCGGCGUAGCCCGCGCCCAUUCUCGAACGGCUCCGCGCCGGGCGCGGCGCCCGGCUGCGCAGCCGGGGCCAGACCCUGCGCAAUUUGCGUAGCGAACGGCGCCCGCGCAGGCGCAAGAGGGGGCGGAGCAGCGGGAGCCGGGGAGCCGGAGCCCCGGGUCCCAGCGACCGGAGCCGGCUCCCCCAGCGGCGGCCUGAGGACCCGGCGUCGGCCUCCUCCCGCCCCCCGCGGCUGGAGCGUGGACGCAGUGGGGGUGGGGUGGAGGUAGCGUCUAGAAUCCCGAGGACGGAAGGCAGAGGCCCUCCCCAUCCGGAUCAUUGGAGGGGAGAGAACCCCUCUUUGGGGAGGGGGAGAGCCGGGCGUUGAACGCCCCCUGCAGCGGCCGCUGCCUUGAGCCCACGGGCAUCGGCCGGCUCUCCCCCUCCUGUCGGGCCGACUCGAGCUACCGGGGACCUCUUUCCUUCAGGCUCUGCGCUCCCCCACCCCGGCUCUGGGGUGGCCCAGGGGAGACACCCCCCACCUCCCUCCACUACCCUGGAGAGGAGAGACUGUCCUUCCAUGCCCCUGAGUGAGGGGCGCACGCUCCAGGCUGCCCGUGCCCCGCUGCAAGGGCAAGGGCCCCUCUGCUGAGGGGGGAGGGCCCGGUGAGGCGCAACUUCGUCCCUCCUGAGCUCCCCAUCUCCGUCUCUGCACCCCGCACCUCCCACCCCUCCGUAUUUAUUUCCCUGGCCCCCUGCCAGCUCCUCCAUCUCUGUCCCCAGGAUUCAGGCCUCCCUCCCUGACAUGGAGAGUAACCUGUCUGGCCUGGUGCCUGCGGCUGGGCUGGUGCCGGCGCUGCCCCCGGCCGUGACCCUGGGGCUGACGGCGGCCUACACCACGCUCUAUGCCCUCCUCUUCUUCUCCGUCUAUGCCCAGCUCUGGCUGGUGCUGCUGUAUGGGCACAAACGUCUCAGCUACCAGACGGUGUUCCUGGCGCUCUGUCUGCUCUGGGCUGCCCUGCGUACCACCCUCUUCUCCUUCUACUUCCGAGACACCCCCCGUGCCAACCGCCUGGGGCCCCUGCCCUUCUGGCUUCUCUACUGCUGCCCUGUCUGCCUCCAGUUCUUCACACUGACGCUUAUGAACCUCUACUUUGCCCAGGUGGUGUUCAAGGCCAAGGCGAAGCGUCGGCCAGAGAUGAGCCGAGGCUUGCUGGCCGUCCGAGGGGCCUUCGUGGGGGCCUCGCUGCUCUUUCUGCUGGUGAAUGUGCUCUGUGCUGUGCUGUCGCGCCGGCGCCGGGCACAGCCCUGGGCCCUCCUGCUGGUGCGAGUCCUGGUGAGCGACUCCCUCUUUGUCAUCUGCGCCCUCUCUCUGGCCGCCUGCCUCUGCCUUGUCGCCCGGCGGGCCCCCACCACCAGCAUCUACCUGGAGGCCAAGGGGACCAGUGUGUGUCAGGCGGCCGCGAUGGGUGGUGCCAUGGUCCUGCUCUAUGCCAGCCGGGCCUGCUAUAACCUAGCGGCCCUAGCCCUGGCCCCCCGGAGCCGGUUGGACGCCUUUGAUUACGACUGGUACAACGUCUCUGACCAGGCGGACCUGGUGAAUGACCUGGGGAACAAGGGCUACCUGGUGUUUGGCCUCAUCCUCUUUGUGUGGGAGCUGCUGCCCACCACCCUGCUGGUGGGCUUCUUCCGGGUGCACCGGCCCCCGCAGGACCUGGUCUUUGGCUCCCGUUCCUAUUUCUUCGACCGGGCCGGGCACUGCGAGGACGAGGGCUGCUCCUGGGAGCACAGCCAGGGCGAGAGCACCAGGUGCUGGGACCGGGCGGCCACCACCACAGUCUCUACUCCACCCCACAGACGUGAUCCCCCUCCGUUUCCCCCCAGAACACCCACACCCCAGUCCUCCCACCCUAGGCCUCUGUGCCAAGUUCAUCUGCCGCUUCUUGCCCAGGAUCCCGGGGGCUGUGGCUGCCUCCUCCCCUGGCCGGCUCCUUGCUACUCCUGUCGUAGUGAGCUUCUGCCGUCCCCUAGGAUGGGGGCGUGGCCCUGGUUGCCAGAUGCCCACAGCACCCUGGCAUGACCUGCCACCUCUGCUUCGACACUGGAGCCACCUACCUCUCCUGCAUUUGCCACUCAAUAAAGUGUCUGUGCCCCACGUCCUUUCA